Molecule: messenger RNA, 3193 nt
Organism: Sorghum bicolor (sorghum)
Lineage: Eukaryota; Viridiplantae; Streptophyta; Magnoliopsida; Poales; Poaceae
Product: protein argonaute 16
Biological process (GO): regulatory ncRNA-mediated post-transcriptional gene silencing
Cellular component (GO): cytoplasm
Molecular function (GO): RNA binding; protein binding
Source: RefSeq, a predicted model, not a curated record
UCCUAUGUAAUGCUGCGUGCGACAGAAGAUGAACUGAACUCGAAACAGAAGCGAACCGAGCCGUUGGGCGUCGGCGGCGACCUUCGGCCAUCUCGCCGGAGGCUCCAUUACCACGAGUUCCCCAUUCCUGAGAGUUUCGAUCCAUUCCGAUAGUAUGCCUGCCGAAACGGCUGGAGCAGUCGAAGUGCUCGAGGAUGACACUGUUAAACGCACACCCAUGGCCCGACCUAGCAACGGUCGUGAAGGAAAGCCCAUUAGGUUGCUGUCCAACCACUUUGCUGUGAAGCUUAGAGGAGUUGAUGCUGUUUUCUACCAAUACAGUGUCUGCAUCAAAUCUGAGGAUGAUAAGGUGGUUGAUGGCAAGGGUAUUGGCCGAAAGGUCAUAGACAAACUAUUGCAAACAUACUGUUCUGAGCUUGAUGGGAAGGAUUUUGCAUAUGAUGGAGAGAAAUGUCUAUUUACUGUGGGACCUCUUCCACAGAAUAACUUUGAGUUCACUGUUAUCUUGGAGGAAACAUCUUCAAGGGCUGUUGGUGGAAGUCCGGUGCAUGGAAGCCCUACUCAAGCUGAGAAAAAGCGAGUCAAGCGAUCACAUCUGGCAAAAAAGUUCAGUGUAGGCAUAAGCUAUGCCGCAAAGAUUCCUCUAAGGUCGGUUGCUUUGGCUCUUCGAGGAACCGAGACAGAACAUGCUCAAGAUGCUCUGAGAGUCCUUGACAUUGUUUUAAGGCAACAGCAGGCUAAGCGAGGUUGUCUACUUGUUAGGCAGUCAUUUUUCAGUGAUGAUAGUCGAAACCUUGUUGAUUUAACUGGUGGAGUUAGUGGCUGUCGUGGACUCCACUCUAGUUUCCGUACUACAAUUGGUGGUCUUUCACUAAACAUGGAUGUUUCAACCACUAUGGUUGUAACUCCUGGACCAGUUAUUGAUUUUCUCCUCACAAAUCAAAAUGUCAGAGACAUCAGAGAUAUUGACUGGCCCAGGGCCAAGAAAAUGCUUAAAAAGCUCAGAGUUAAAGCUAAGCACAACAACAUGGAGUUCAAGAUUAUUGGCCUUAGUGAUCAACCAUGCUCUAGACAAAUGUUUCCAAUGAAAGUUCGAAAUGGAAGCAUUGAAAUUCAAACUGUGGAUAUCACUGUUCACGAUUAUUUUAAGUCCAAGCAAGUUGAACUAACGAUGCCUUAUCUGCCAUGUCUUGAUGUGGGAAAACCAAAACGCCCUAAUUAUCUCCCAAUUGAGUUAUGCCACAUGUUAUCACUUCAACGUUAUACAAAGGCACUGUCUUCUCAACAAAGGGCAACGUUGGUUGAAAAGUCGCGACAGAAACCUCAAGAAAGAAUGCGAGUUGUUACAGAUGCUGUAAAAAGUAAUAUGUAUGAUGAUGAUCCAAUCUUAUCUUCCUGUGGUAUUGAAAUUGACAAACAACUUACUCGUGUUGACGCUCGUGUUCUCUCUGCACCAACGCUAGUUGUGGGGAACAGUGAAGACUGCAUCCCGAACAGGGGCAGGUGGAACUACAAUAAUAAGAGGCUAUUGGAUCCCGUCAAGAUUGAGCGCUGGGCUAUUGUUAAUUUCUCUGCUCGUUGUGACAUGAGCCGAAUCUCAAGAGAGUUGAUAAACUGUGGACGCAGCAAAGGCAUUCUCAUUGAACGACCUCACACCUUGGUGGAUGAGGACAGCCAGUCUAGGAGAUGUUCACCUGUGGAAAGGGUUGAAAAGAUGUUUGAAAAAGUCAAAACAAGCCUUCCCGGUCCUCCAGAGUUUCUCCUUUGUGUUUUACCAGAGAGGAAGAAUUGUGAUAUUUACGGGCCAUGGAAGAAGAAAAAUCUUCAUGAAAUGGGUAUUGUCACUCAAUGCAUUGCUCCCAGUAAUAAGAUGAAUGAUCAAUAUUUCACCAAUGUUCUUCUGAAAAUUAAUGCUAAGCUUGGUGGAAUGAACUCUAAACUGGCAUUGGAACAUCGUCAAAUGAUACCAGUUGUGACUCAAAUACCAACAUUAAUUCUUGGCAUGGAUGUUUCGCAUGGUUCUCCAGGUCGAGCAGAUAUACCAUCAAUUGCUGCGGUUGUGGGAUCUAGAUGCUGGCCAUUGAUAUCACGGUAUAGAGCAUCAGUGCGUACCCAGUCUCCAAAGGUAGAGAUGAUUGAUUCUCUAUUUAAACCACUGGAUGAUGGGAAGGAUGAUGGCAUAAUGAGGGAACUUCUACUAGACUUCUACCAAACCAGCCAGCAAAGAAAGCCUAAGCAGAUAAUCAUCUUCAGGGAUGGUGUUAGCGAGUCUCAGUUUAGCCAAGUACUGAACGUUGAGCUUAAUCAAAUCAUAAAGGCAUAUCAGAGUAUGGGACAGGGGGACCUUCCAAAGUUCACAGUGAUCAUUGCUCAAAAGAAUCACCACACAAAACUCUUCCAAGCUGAUUCACCAGAGAACGUUCCACCUGGGACUGUUGUAGACUCCGGCAUUGUUCAUCCAAGACAGUAUGAUUUCUACAUGUGCGCUCAUGCUGGACCAAUUGGUACUUCAAGGCCAACCCAUUACCAUGUGUUGCUUGAUGAGAUCGGCUUCUCCGCAGAUAAUCUCCAGAAGCUAGUUCUUUCACUUUCAUAUGUGUACCAGAGGAGCACCACUGCUAUUUCUGUGGUGGCACCUAUCUGUUAUGCCCACCUCGCAGCAGCUCAGAUGGGCCAGUUCAUGAAAUUCGAAGAGUUUGCAGAUACAUCGUCAGGGAGUGUCAAUUCAUCAUCGUCAGCAUCAAUCCAGAACUGCCACGGCUGCAUGCUGAUGUCUGCAGUUCCAUGUUCUUCUGUUGAGGUGAUUUUAGUUUGACCGUUGUGGGGUAGGGCUACUUCUUUCUGAAGGAGAACCUUAUAUGUUGGUACACAGCAGGUUAACUGUUUUGUGAAGAAACCAAGUAGGUUGUUAGUUGUCGCAAAUCAUGUACGCCAGCAUAUUUUGGAGCAGUUUUGGGCUCCCCCCCACCCCACCCCAAAAUGUAGGUACAGCUUCCAGAUUUUAGGUAGCCUGGACGUUUGCAUCUGCAGGUUUUUCGAUUGGAAUCUAGAAGAUUUUAGGGAUAUUGAGAGAGUAGAGCCAGACCUUUGAGGUGAAGGAUACUUGGUUAAAUGAUCUUUCUGUUAAUCCCCAAAAUGCGUGUGCAUUGGGGGGGUAUAAAAAUGAGUUAAAAUUUCUGUAUCUCGCAUGGCA